AUGUCGAUUUCCGUCACCGCCAACGAAACGCCGCAACCGCGUGCGAAGAGAUCGAAGCGGUUAAAACCGUCUUCGUUGCCAAUUGAGAUGGCUCUGAAUUGCUUGGCCCGCGUCUCAAAAUCAGAGCACGCAUCCUUAUCUCUCGUCUCAAAGUGGCACCGCCGUCAACUGAUUUCCCCCGAGCUCUACGAGUUCCGAUCUCUACUGGGCUUCACCGAAAACGUCAUCUACCUAUGCUUACAGAUCCCUCCGGAGCCAAACCCGCGCUGGUUCGCCCUCUUCCCCAAAACCCAAAACCGUCCUCGUCGCCUGGUCCAAGUCCGGUCAACCUUGUACCAGCCUCCGGACGCAUCCUCCGUGGUGGCCCACGGCUGCGGGAUCUACGUCAUCGGCGGGAGGAGGAUUAGCGGGAUAGUCUCCCCCUCGGGCAAGCGUCUAUCACCUGGAUUGCCGAUCGCACAAGUGGACCACUCUCCCUUCCAUGAGAGUCCCUCGAGAGUCUGCCGCGGCGGGAGUGGUCGACGGGAAGAUAUACGUUCUGGGAGGGAGCAAGGACUCGGAGAAUCCCGGCAACUGGGGAGAGGUUUUCGACCCAAAGACGCAGACUUGGGCUGCAUUGCCCGUCCCCGUGUGGCCGGCUAA
Microthlaspi erraticum is the source of this 642-nucleotide messenger RNA. The record is from the annotation of a GenBank genome assembly. Lineage: Eukaryota; Viridiplantae; Streptophyta; Magnoliopsida; Brassicales; Brassicaceae.